Molecule: messenger RNA, 1029 nt
Organism: Physcomitrium patens
Lineage: Eukaryota; Viridiplantae; Streptophyta; Bryopsida; Funariales; Funariaceae
Product: peptidyl-prolyl cis-trans isomerase FKBP16-1, chloroplastic
Molecular function (GO): peptidyl-prolyl cis-trans isomerase activity
Source: RefSeq, a predicted model, not a curated record
CAACCUCGCGAGGUUGUCGUAUCUGGUUCACCAUCGGGGGAGAAUUGCCGAUGAGAUGGCGGAGCUUCUGUUCGUCCGUGGGGUCUGCUUGUGGAUAAUGCUGGUGGCUCUUUGAGGAAGAGGUUUCCGGGGCCCGCAUCUCAAUUCGGUUGAUAGACACUUCGUUGCAAGCUAGCGGAGGCAACCAGCCCCAAGGUUUGCCAAGUUGACAGGACAUGGAGCUCCGGACCUCCAUUGCCUCUGUCUACACUGCUCGCGAUGAUUUCUUCACCUAUUUUCCCAGGAAAUGGGACACUCAAACUCCAACGCCAUUACGGCUUUUACCAAACUCGUACCAGCUCAGGUGCAAUUGCUGCUCUUCUUCCAAACCAGAUGCUCAGGAAUCAUCAAAACCAGUCCUGAGACGUAAUGUAUUGUCCCUUAUGAGUACACUUCUCGUGACUGCGGCAACAUCAUCGGCAGGCGCAAAGAUGCCCGCCAUGGUGGAACCUGAUCUUCCAAGGUUCCGAAAAACACCAAAUGGAGUCAAAAUUCAAGAGGUUACGGAUGGAACUGGCCCCGAGGCCAAGACGGGUGACAUCUUGGAAUUCGACUUUGUGUGCCGUCGGUCCAAUGGUUACUUCGUUUACAGCACUGUGGAUCAGUUCAAUGAUCAGAGCCAGCCAGUUGUGCUUCCCCUUGGCACCGGAAAGAUAAUUCCAGGCCUGGAGGAGGUGCUUGCAGGGAUGAGACCUGGAGGCAAGAGAAGGGCGCUGAUUCCACCGGAGCUUGGCUAUGUUGACCAAUCUUUUGAGCCACUGCCUAAGGAGUUCGGACCUCGGAGAGCCCUGAUGGCACAUGCCAAAGAACCUCUCGUCUUUGAGGUACAGCUCUUGAAGAUAAAGUAAACUCAGUGACCAGGUUUGUUUUUGUGUUCCCAGGGAACAGCUCGUAAGAAGCACCUCAUAUUAUUUCAAAUGGAUUUCUGACUAGGAAGCACUCCACUUCAAAACAUGACAAAUGAUAAGGCGAAGCAUUCAUUUGAUGACU